This is a messenger RNA of Sitodiplosis mosellana (orange wheat blossom midge), 1586 nucleotides long. RefSeq lists its product as uncharacterized. The transcript is spliced from 3 exons. The record is from RefSeq and is a predicted model, not a curated record. NCBI's taxonomy places the organism in Eukaryota, Metazoa, Arthropoda, Insecta, Diptera, Cecidomyiidae. The coding region runs from base 35 to 1015 and encodes 326 amino acids.
AUUCGUUGAACUCAAUUGGUUCCAAGCAUUGCGCAUGUUCAUUAAUAUACAGCGUGAUAUUCAUAACUUUCACCUCUCGUUUGCCAAUCUACGCCAAAGUUGGAAUCUGUUCCGAAAAUAUCCGCUCUAUGUGCAACAGCCAGAAUUUCCAGAGCCGCCUGAAAUCACCACCUUCACAGUCAUUCCGAAGUGCACAUUCCAGCGCCGACACGUGAAAAUUGAUACGGAUUCAUUGUACAACAUUUUAUUGGGCAUCAAGGCAAUGCCGCGAACAAAAGGCACUCGAGUCUUACGAAAUGGCGAAUACCAACAGCGCUGGAUCUCACAGACUGAAUUCAAGGAGAGAGGAGGCUGGCGUUUGUUUUUCAACAUGGACGAAAUUAUCAAGCUGGUCAAGAAUAAGAAGGAAUUCGGCGAUUCGAUAGUUUCAGAUGGUGUGUCAGCGUCGGUGUUAUUCAAAUUGCCGAAACAGAGCAAAACUGUUGCUGAUGAAGAUGAGGCCGAAACCAAACGAAAAUAUUUCGCAGGCGAAUUCGCGUAUGCAUUGGGAAUUGAUCCAGGCAUGCGAACUUUUAUUGCGUCGGUCCGCCUCGAUCUAAAGACCGGCGAAGAGACCAACGAGAAGAUUUCGUUCAAACAAUACCAUCUGAAAUCGAAACAAGAUGCGCGCAACAUUAAAGCCGAACGAAUGACACGAGUCUUCACGUAUGACGAACAAGCGGACCUCAAACGUAUCGCCGCAGAGAUUGGCCAGACACCAUCGCCACGGAACAUCUCUUGGCGCCAUUACAUCGAACAUCGCCUGCGAAUGUCCCAAGAUGGUAUCGCGGCAUACAGUCAGAAAAACUAUGCACGCUUACGUUUGGACAAACACAUUGAAUGGCGUCGUGCAAUUGAUCUCAUCGCCGGUAAGCUGGUACAUUUCAAGACAGCUAUCAUCAACAUCGGAGCAGCCGAAAUUUCACCAAAUUGCCCGAUCCGAAUCAAAAAGUACGUCCAGGCGUUCGCAAGCUGAUUGCAGCCUUCAAAAGACGUGGCAAUUGUGUCGUUCGGUUGGUGGAUGAAUACAUGACAUCGCAACAUUGUGCCCGAUGCUUCAAACGGUUCCCGAUAUGGACGAAGAGCAAACGAUACAAGAAGUGCAACGAUUGCCAUCCAGAUGAACGUGUUGGACUUCCGAGAACCAUCUAUACGAACGUCAGCAAACGAGUGUUGCAAAUGCAACGGAAAAUCAUGCGUCAUUGGGAGGAAAUGCGCGACCAAGGUGAUGCUAUUGCAGCCAUUCUAACCCAACGAAAUUCAGGACGUUUGGUGUCAAAGAAGCAACGCUUCUUCAAAACCUGGCAACCAAAUGCUGCUGAAAACGCUGGAACAGAAGACGCUGCACAAUCACGCAAGUUGCUCAAAUCACUUUGGCAUCGGGACAUAUCAGCAGCCAAACUGAUCAUGUACAAAGGUCUUUGCACGCUGCUUGACAUUCCGAUACAUCCAGCAUUGCUGCGACGACCAGAUGACGACGGCGUUCCACUCAAUCCAUAAAUCAAAAUCCAGCGUUUAGCAUUAAAGUUUUUUUUAACAAAUAUUUU